AUCAGUGGUCCGGACAAGUUUUGUUGUGAAAAUGUGAAAAGCAAAAAAUAAAUAAAAAACAACAACAAACUAGCAUGAAAUACUUGAAAAGAUAAUAUUAUAGCUAUAAUACAAUGGCAUUUACAAUAUUUUCCCAUACAUCAGCAAUUCUUUCAUCUGAAGUCUUAGCGAAAUGUGGAGAUUUCCCAUGGGACCCUAACAGUCACCUCCACAAAAUUUGCUUAGAUAACGAUGUAAAGGCAUCUUUCACUGAACAGAAGCAAUGCCUUAUGGAAGGAAAUUGGGCUGCUAUUAUCGAAAUUUACAACAGCAUUGCUAGAUAUCUGCAGACGAACUAUAAUACAAACCCAGGAAUACUAACAAUACAGGACUUAAACUUGGAGAACAAUGAUAACCAAAUUCAAGUUCAGGAUAUGCAAUUAGUCAGUUUGCCACAAGAUGAAAUUCAGACAACACCUGAUCAUGGUACUGAUGACAAAAAGCAAACAAAAUUGAAGAUACCAGAUCCAAUUGUGUUCUCAUUUAUUAACAGUGACACUUUGAUUAAUAGUAAUAGUAAUACACAUCCAGUAAUUGAAACGAUAACUGAUACAGUCACAGAAUACAUCAAACAACACACUUCUGAACCAACGCAGGAUCAUUCCCAAGAAGAGAAAUGUCCAGAAAUUAAAGAAGAAAUGUGUGAAUCUCAUACAAGUAGUCCAAUGUCACAGCAAAGAGAAACAAAUAAGGGGAAAAAGACUGACCGGUCAUUAACUAGAGUUAGGAGGAGGAAAAGUUUGACUCCCAAAAAAUCGUCAAAAUCAUCUCCAACAAAGAGACAAGUUAACAAAAAAAGCUUAACAGAAAAUAAACAAGAUAAAAACAUUGCAAAAAAACCAUCAAGUUUAAAACCGAAGAAAUCUUGGAGUCAAAAGCUUCUGCAAGAUGAAUUUUCUGGUACGAAUCUAGAAGACCAAGUCAACAUGAGAAAUGAAAUUAAAGAUAAUGAAGUAUUUGUUAAAAAUGGUACAAAUGAUAAUAAACUUACCAGUGUAGUUGAAAGUGAUAAAGAAAUGAAAAAAGAUUUAGAAAUUGAAUGGACUCCAGAGAAGAAGGGAGAACUAUUUCAGGUGAAAGGUACCAAGGCUCUGAAGAUAACACUUAAGAAGCAGCAAAAACCAAAGACUUUGAAAAAACGAAAAAGUAAUAAAACUGAAGAAACAGAACCAAGCGAACAAGAGUUUACUUGUACCCAGUGUUCCUAUAUAUCUAGUAAACGAGCAAACCUAAGAGAACAUGUACAGAGAAUGCAUAAAGACAAGAUAUGGUCGUGUGAAUUUUGUGACAAAAUAUUUAGCAUUCAAAAAGAUUUGGUUCGCCAUGAAAAAUGUCAUCUGAAUCCACAGUUAUGUUGUGAUUUCUGCGGUAAAAUGUACAAAUCACGCCGAACAUUUAUCCAGCAUAAAAAAAGCCAUGAAGAAAAUUAUAUAAAACCUGAGUAUGAAUGUAAAGUUUGUAAAAAGUCUUUCAGCACCAAAUAUGUACUGAAUUAUCAUGUAAAAUCAGAGCAUUUAGGGAUGAAAAAACAAUUUCUUUGUCCAACAUGUGGGAAAAGUUUUACCCAGAAAAACUCAUAUGUUCAACAUGCCAAUGUUCACAUGGGACUGAAACCUUAUCAGUGUGAACAUUGUGGUAAAAGCUUCGCAUAUGAAAAAUCUCUGAAAGAACAUCGUUUUAUGCAUGAUGAAGUACUCCAUUUUAAAUGUGAUGUAUGUGAUAAACUAUUUCGUCAAAAGUCAGCGUUACAAAUUCACAAGAAAAUUCACAAAGUUACAAAAGAUCAUUUAUGUGGUACUUGUGGUAAAGGUUUUACUCAAAGACAAGCUUUAUUACGUCACGAAAGAAUACAUAAUGGAGACAAACCUUUCUCUUGUGCUAUCUGUUCUCGUUCUUUUAGUGAUGCAUCCAUAAUUAGACGUCACAUGAUACUUGUACAUAAAAAGCAUACUAAAGAAUGGAGAGAAGAUGUCAUUUGUGAUUUGAAAGGAGCGGAAGAUUAUUGGAUAGAAGGGAAAAAGCCUGAAGGUCGUAUUAAAAGACUGCCAGCUAAAAAGUCAGACAAUAUUACUGAAGUUCAGGGUCCACAAGUCAACAAUAAUGAAAUACGUCAGGUAACUGCUGAUGACACCAUUACUGACAUUGUUGAUGAGUUGAGUCUACAUCAGCAAUCUGCCGAAGAACAAACUAGGUUACAAAGUGAUGCAGUAGACCAGUCAUCUCCGGAUGGAAGGUACAUACAACAGUCCCUAUACAGUGUAUCUGAAGAACAAAUGAAAGAAACUGCCAUCUACCUUAGAAAAAAUCCCACAAUGCUUCAGACUGCUGCUGACACUUCAGAAAAUGAUAUGCUGCUGAAUUCGUCUAAUAUCUCUCAAUACUUACAUAACCCCCAAGACAGUAAUCAUUCCGUUAACCUUGAUCACACAUUUAAUGAACCUUUCACAAGUCUUCAUGAUCGGAAAAGUGAAGAAAGAUUAACUAACUCAUUUCAUACCAACGUUCAAAUGAGAACCAGUAACCAAUGGACUGCAGAACCUUUCUCUUAUAAUACAGUACAUUAUAUGUCACAGUAUCAAAACUAUCAAAACCAAUAAUUAAACAGCGUUUAUAUUUCAUUAUUUUUAUAACAUGUGUGCCUUACUUUUGAUAGAUGAUCAAGCAGGAAGAACUCUUUAGUAUUAAACAGGCUAAUAAUAAUGAGUAUUAUUUUUUUAUUGUAAGAAAUCAUCUCCCCUUUUGUCUUUAAAUAAAUUUACUGGUAAUAUUAUAGAAAUCAUAAAAUUCCCCUAAUUUGCUAGUUUUUUCAUGAGUUAUUACAUUUUUCCAUAGACGCUCAACCUUUUGAGCACUUGAUUUUCCAAAGUUUACAUAUUUUUUUAAGGAUAAACACUAAAAUUUGAAAGAAAAAACAUUAAAAAUGUAAUAUCGCUCAAUGCUUCUUUCUCUUAUGUUUUACAUAAUCUUAUUGGAAUGUUGAUUUCUAAUUACUAGUAAAAAAAUUAUGAUACAUGUAUGUAUAUAUACAUGUACUACUGAAAAUGUAAUAAUUUUCUUUUUAUCAAUUUUUAUGUAAACAUAGAGUCAGACUUAAAAAAAACCACCAAGUCUACAUUAACAAUUUUGUUAAGACUUAAAUCAAAAUGUCAGUCAUUAAGAAGGUGCUUUGUGGGUAUCUUGUUUUACCAGAGAAUUUGAAAUAAUGUUCUUAUUUUUUUUAAGUAUGUUGUUUUCUUUUGUUUGUUUGUUUGUGAUUUUGAUAUGAAUAACAUUACUUAAAAAGAAAUUUAAAAUCAUUUUGUGAGAAGUAUAUAAAGUUUUUUUUGUUUAGAUAUAGAUAACAUUUUCAGUUGAAAUUAAACACAUAUAAAUCAUAAAUCAUUGAGACAGCAAUGAGACCAUAUGCCAGAGUUUGUCAUACAUGUGUCUUAAUUAUUCAAACCUACAUGUACAUUUUAAUUGUUACACUGUUAUAACAUAUGUAUACAUAUUGAUCAUAUACUUAGACUAAAUAACAUAUGAUUUUUAUUGUAUGGGAAUAGCAUUAAAUUAACGUAAAUUCAUAUUUUUUGAAUUGGUGCUUAGCAGGCUGAUAUGAAAAGUUUAUCACAUGCUUGGAUUGUUAUCACAUGCCUUUUCGUAACAUUAUUGCAUGGCAUUCCGGUGAUACUCAGCAAAUUUCGGAAAAUACUCCUCAAUACUACACUUUUAGUGAAAAACAUCAAUUUACAAAGUAGUGUACAAAACAAUAUUUGGAUACUUGAAAGUAUAUUUUGUUAAAUAAUUAAAAAAAAAACCAAACAAACAAAUUUUUAACAUUUUCAGUUGAAAUUAAACACAUAUAAAUCAUAAAUCAUUGAGACAGCAAUGAGACCAUAUGCCAGAGUUUGUCAUACAUGUGUCUUAAUUAUUCAAACCUACAUGUACAUUUUAAUUGUUACACUGUUAUAACAUAUGUAUACAUAUUGAUCAUAUACUUAGACUAAAUAACAUAUGAUUUUUAUUGUAUGGGAAUAGCAUUAAAUUAACGUAAAUUCAUAUUUUUUGAAUUGGUGCUUAGCAGGCUGAUAUGAAAAGUUUAUCACAUGCUUGGAUUGUUAUCACAUGCCUUUUCGUAACAUUAUUGCAUGGCAUUCCGGUGAUACUCAGCAAAUUUCGGAAAAUACUCCUCAAUACUACGCUUUUAGUGAAAAACAUCAAUUUACAAAGUAGUGUACAAAACAAUAUUUGGAUACUUGAAAGUAUAUUUUGUUAAAUAAUUUUAAAAAAACCCAAACAAACAAAUUUUUAAAUAAAUGCAUUUUUUAAAAGUUACUUUAAAAAAGUUGACUUUUCAACAUGUUCAAAACAGUGUUCAUUAUGUAUAUUGUUGGAUUAUUUUUUUGUCGAUUUGUCCAUAUUAAAAAUAUUUUUCUUCUCUGAUGACGCAUAUGAUAGAAAGAUUUCAUAUUGAAUGAACUAAAUUUGAAGUCUGACGUCCGUGAACUUUUCACUCUUUGAACUUCUAUUUGGGAAUCAUGUAAGGGGAUCAAUAUAUGAUUCUAGUUGUUAUUUUUCUUCAUUGUUGAAUCAUAUGAUAAAAAGAUGAUAACAUGUCAUUUUUCAUAUUGCAUGUCUUAUCAGCCCUCGGCCAAUAUCAGCCCUCGAGCCAUGCAGCUCUUGGGCUGAUAUUGAACCUAGGGCUGAUAAUACAUGCGAUAUGAAAAAUGCCAUGUAAUAAUCUGAUAAUAUUAUACCAUACAUUAUAUUAAAGGAUCACCAGUGACCACAGAAUUCUUUCAAGGGGGGAUGGAGUUUAAGUGAAAUUAAACUUUUUUUGUUUUGAACAAAAAAAUCAUUGAUAAUGCAAAAAACACUUUUUUAAAUGCAAAUCUGGCCAUUCUUAAAGAUUCUAAAGAUCCAUAAAGUCUGACUAGUGUAAAAUCUAGGAACCACAUUUAUAUUUUUAUUUGGCCUUAUAUUAUUAUAUUAGCUCUCUUUAUGUAAUGUUAUAUUUAUGUAGAGGAGAUCUUUCUAGUGACAUUUAUUAAUUGUGUGAUGACUUUAUAAAAUAUCAAAUGUUUAUGAAUUGAAUUAAAUUAAAUAUAAAUAUGAAUAAAAUUAGCGCAUCUUUUUUAGAUAAAAGAUCAAUAGAGAAAACUUAUUACCUAGCCUUUUUUAAAGCUUUUAUGUAAAAAAAAAAUACCAAUUACAACAAAAUACAAAACUAGCAUUUCCUAAUGGUUGAGUGGAUAUUUUGAACUCCCUUUUGGUGACCAUGGAAGUUUCAUUUAUAACCUGGUCAGUUUGAAUUUAUUUUAUGGUAGAAUAAAAAGUGAUUUAGAGAUUAUUUUGUUGAUCACUUGUUACUGAUCAGUUUGUAACUGUUUUAGUGCCUUUUCAUUGAAUAUAUGCAACUUGUCAGGUUAACACAUAUUUUUGAACAUGACUGUAUGCUUUAUUAGAUAUUAUUACUUAUUAUUAUAUUAUAGAACUGAUGAAUGGACCUAUCCUACUGUGUCCACUCUACAUUUGGAAGUUACAAAAUGUAUGGUCCUCUGUAGAUUCAUUUGAUAUUUAGUACAUUUUUACCAAACCCCACUCUUAAAGUGAUAUUAAAAUCGAAUGAUUGGCCACCCAUUCUUCAAAACAAUAUUUUAACGACUCUUUUCUCAGGAAUUAUCGAACAGAAUGACUUCAUAUUUAAUCAUAAGCUUGACUGAUGAAUUGUCAGGUGUGAGAACUUUUAGAAAUGUCAGAUACCCACUUCCUGUUUGUGGUUUUAAAACCUACAAUUUUCAAUAUGUUGAAUGAACUUACACAAAUAUUUAUGCAAUGCUACAGAUUAGAAUAACUUCAAAUUUUGUCAACAGCUCAACCCUAAUGAGUUUUAAUGACUAUUGUUUGUGUGCUUUUCAGAAUUGUCUGAACUCUGAAACCUACUUAAAUUUCCUGUUUUCAGAUACCUGAAUGAUUAUGGGUAUGCUAAGCACCCCAACAUGUGUGUUCUUGUUGAGUUUUUGAAUUAGUGAAACUAAUAACUAGAGACAAUUUUAAGAAAUUUUAAUGAUAUUUAUGAGAUCUUUUUACUUUUAAAGAGUGAUAAUGUUUAGUAUUUGAUGGUUUUCUAGAUUGUUGGCUUAUUUUAUAUUUGUUGUACAUGUAUAUAU
Mytilus trossulus (common blue mussel) is the source of this 6188-nucleotide messenger RNA. Its product is annotated as zinc finger protein 567-like. The record is from RefSeq and is a predicted model, not a curated record. Lineage: Eukaryota; Metazoa; Mollusca; Bivalvia; Mytilida; Mytilidae. The transcript has 2 exons. Gene Ontology annotation, molecular function: DNA-binding transcription factor activity; RNA polymerase II cis-regulatory region sequence-specific DNA binding. Gene Ontology annotation, biological process: regulation of transcription by RNA polymerase II. Bases 114 to 2636 code for a protein of 840 amino acids.